CUCCAGGGCGAGCCGGGGGCGCCGCAGGACAUGCAUCCAGCUCCCGCCCUUGGACCCGCUCUUGGGCCCGCUCGCUCCCCGGCGCUUGACACGGCAGCCGUCUCAGCACCGAUCUCUCGUGCAGCCCGACGGCAGCCCAGCCCAGCCCUGCAAGCCGCCAUGGCAACCGACCUGCUAAAGGCUCUCUGCCUCGCCUCCCUCAAGCAGGAGCAGGCCGUCAAGAUCGAUGCAAAGGCCACCCAGCUCUCGCUGGAUCUGGCCCACAAGGACUUCUCGAGACAUCCAAACCCAAAGGCACGCAGUAUUCUCGUGAGCGAGCUGGACUCACAGGAGCUGAAGCACCAGGACGCCCAAAACGUUUACAAGCAAGCUCUGGACGAGGCCAAGGCCCAGCUAGUGGCGUGCUUGGAUAGUCGCACCAAAACUCGCUAUGAGCCCAUCGCUUUAGAAAUCUCCGACGGAUUGGAUACUACGCUUACCGGAUUCCACGCCGCCAAAACACGACUGCUGGAGUAUCACGACAAGACAGAGGGUCUCAAGCGACGGAAUACGGAUAUACAGGAUCAGGUCGACGAGCGCUUCAAGAGGAUGAAGCAGCUGUCAGAGGAGCUCGACAGCGAUCGGCAGCGAUUCAAGUUGUCGAUUGAAAAAAAUAUCCAGACGUUGAGGCAGAAGCUGAGUCAAUGCGAUCAGGCAGACAAGACCCAUGAUCGCCUCAAGAGCAGGCUUCAUGGGCUGCGACAGCGAAUGGACUCGCAGCUCAAAUGCGGCUCUAUCGCAAACAUGUGCGACAGCAUCGACCAACUCGCUGCUCGGUCCACAACGAUGGAGUCCCAGAGCAAGCAGUGGGUCGCCUCAGCCACCGCAACCCUCGACGAUAUUCUGCACUCGUCGACAGCACUCAAAUCCAAGAUCACGGAACACGCUGCGACCAAGAACGACAUCCUCCAGAUGGUGCAAAAUCGGCUGUCCGGAAGUGGAGGCGUGCAGCUGCUCGAGAACGAGCUCUCACAAGUCAUCCGAGGCUAUGCUGCUCCGAUCAUUAAGGGCUGCUUCGACCAAGUUCCCGCCUUACGAACGAACCCGGAGCACGAGCCUUCUUCACCGACUGUCGAUACACAGCAUGUCGCCGGGAAUGACCCAGAGCCCGCUGACUCGUACCAACCGGCCGAACCAAGCACAGAGAUAGUGGACUUGGACACCCGAGAAGAUGGUGCGCACCCAGAGCGGCCGCCUCAGAGGGCCAAGCGCCACCGCGAUCCGAAUGUGUCGUUCGAUUCGGAUGAAUUUUUCAUGAGAACUUGAUCGGGAUGUCACAAGCAACCCACAUCGCAAGACGAUCAAGCGAGAUGCAGCUCGUGCUCGCGCUCGCUGCAUGAUUUGUGGGCUGCAUGAUAUUGGCUGUGCGAUUGCUUUCUGUCUUGGUUGGCAAUCGAUGUUUUGUUGCGGGUUUGAGAGCCAGAGCUUUGAAUACACCUGUUCGAUAUCCGUGUG
Polychytrium aggregatum is the source of this 1494-nucleotide messenger RNA. RefSeq lists its product as uncharacterized. The record is from RefSeq and is a predicted model, not a curated record. The coding region runs from base 31 to 1305 and encodes 424 amino acids. The transcript has 5 exons. Lineage: Eukaryota; Fungi; Chytridiomycota; Chytridiomycetes; Polychytriales.